Vespa velutina is the source of this 2279-nucleotide messenger RNA. RefSeq names its product tetraspanin-5 (gene Tsp26A). Bases 459 to 1394 code for a protein of 311 amino acids. Gene Ontology annotation, cellular component: membrane. NCBI's taxonomy places the organism in Eukaryota, Metazoa, Arthropoda, Insecta, Hymenoptera, Vespidae. The record is from RefSeq and is a predicted model, not a curated record. The transcript is spliced from 11 exons. Gene Ontology annotation, biological process: protein localization to plasma membrane; protein maturation.
GUUUGCUGGCUCGUUGAUCAGAGAGCGAGAGGCAGUGUGCGUCGUGACGUGACAAUGGCGGUAGUUGUGAUCGCGGUGCGGUGCGUUAUUGUGAUCAGCUGAUCGAACGCGCCUCCGAGAAAAUAGAGUAGUGUGUGCGUGUGUGUGCGUGCGUGCGUGCGUGCGUGCGUGCGUGACUGCGUGUGUGAAAGAGAGAGAGAGAGAGAGAGAGAACGAAAGAGAAAGAAAGAGAGAGAGAGAGAGAGAGAGAGAGAGAGAGAGAAAGAAAGAGAGGUGUGUGGUCAAGAAGCAGAAAGGAAGAAGGUCAAGAGAAAAGGACGGAGAAAGUGAAAAGAGAAACAAGAGAAGCACGGGGUUCUCCAUCGUGAAGGAAGUAGUGGGCCCCCUGUAUAUAUCCGGUGUGUGUCGUGCACGAAUGCGUGGAGUUAACACGAGAGGUAGAUAAAUGUCUCUCAACCAUGCCCGCCGUGCGGAAGUACAGAAGGGAUACCAGUGAAGUGAGCUGUUGCCUCAAGUACGUCAUCUUUGGAUUUAACGUCAUGUUUUGGUGGCUCGGUUUGGGCAUCAUGGCGAUAGGCGUAUGGGCAUGGACGGAAAAGGACACAUUUAAUAAUUUGUCCCGCCUCACGAACGUUGCACUCGAUCCAGCAUUUAUACUCAUUCUAGUCGGUACAGUGACAUUUAUCAUCGGAUUUACGGGGUGUGUCGGCGCACUCAGGGAAAAUACGUGCCUCCUAGCCGCAUACGCGAUAUUCCUGGCGUUAUUGCUGCUAAUGGAGAUGACUGCCGGUGUUUUAGGCUUCAUCUUUAAAGACUGGAUAAAAUCACAAGCAACCGGGGGCUUCCAAGCUUUCAUCAUUCACUAUCGCGAGGAUCCAGAUCAACAGAAUUUGAUCGAUUGGAUUCAAGAGGAUUGGUUACAAUGCUGCGGUAUCGAGGGCCCAAAGGAUUGGGAUCGUAAUAAUUAUUUCAACUGUUCGUCGAGUGACAUUGGCUCGAGGGAAGCCUGUGGUGUGCCUUUCAGUUGCUGUAAAAGGAAACCAAACGAAAUUAUCAAGAACAAGCAGUGUGGCUAUGACGUUAGGAAACCUAGCUACACGGGAGAGAGGAGUAUAUUCGAAAGAGGUUGCCUAAGGGCAGGAGAGGAGUGGCUAGAGCUGAACCUUGUGCCUGUCGCCGGUACGGUUGUCAGCACUAUGGUCCUUCAGAACUUUGAAGUCGCUAAAGUGAUUUACGAGAAGGGAUGCGUUCAAGCAGGGGAGGAGUGGAUGGAACGAAAUCUUCUCCCAAUUGCAAGUGGCGCGGUCGUUACGGCUUUUGCACAGAUUUUGGGAAUUUGCUUCGCUCAAAAUCUACGAGCGGAUAUAUUUGCGCAAAAGGCAAAAUGGCAUUGACAAUCGAGAGCCCCCACGGCAGUCUAGCAUCUUCUAUUGAAAAGAUGCUGAUCGUCCGCGUCGAUCGAAUUUCGAAUAUCCAACGUAUCAAUACUCGAUGAUAUCAUGGAAAAGGAAAAAUAAGAAGGAAGAAGAAGACGAAGAAAAAGGAGAAGAAGAAGAUGAUGAAGAAGAUGAAGAAGAAGAAGAAAUAGAAGAAGAAGAAGAAGAAGAAGAAAAGGAAUCCUCGAAAACAUCGAACACAGUUAAGAAGAAAUAGAAAUAUCGUCUCUAUCGAGAAUGAGUGAAGUCCAUCGUAUAAUUCUUAUUUCAUUUGCUGAAGGAUUUAAAAAGGAUUUGACAUGAUCGAAAGGAUCGUGCUUCUUUCAAAUUUCGCUACCGUCCAAGCCUGUGAUCCUUUCAUUGAUGCGAGAGAAAUCGAUCGUUCAUUAUCCUUUCGCCAUGGGUGGUGGUGUUGGUGGUGGUGAUGGUGGUGGUGGUGGUGGUAGUGAUGGUGAUGGUAUUUGGUGGUGGACCAUUACAAGUAUGGGGUUGGGAGGUAUAAAGGGGGGGUAGAGGAGGAAAAGGAAUCUAUAUUUUAUUAAAGAAAUAUUAGUAAAAAGGUAAAAACUUCGAUCGCGACAAUUCAUUUCUUUUUUCUUUUCUUUCUUUUUUCUUUCUUCAUUUCUUAUUGAAUUUAUUUCCAACGUCGAUUUCUGCGCAUCGGUAACAUCUCCGAUAUAUUAUAAAUAAAGAUAUGAGAGAUGAAAAAUAAUCGAUCACGCAAAUCAGAAAUAAACCCUUUUUGUUUCUCUGUUAAAAAAAAACAAAAAAAAAACAAAAAAAAAAAACAAAAAAAAAACAAAAAAAAAACAAAAAAAAACAUUGUGUAUGUAAGUAUGUACA